AUGGGCGGACAGCAGUCGGCGCCCAUUCCUGCCACACACACGUUGGGCAAAAUUUAUCUAAAACACCGGUUCACGUAUUGGGCCCGACAUGGAGUGAAAGGACCCAAUUAUGUGUCCGUUCGGGCGUUGCGUCAAAAAUUUGUUGACAUUUCAUCGGAGAAAAGCAGAAAAUACGGCCGACUCUACGGCUCCUAUAUGUUCACCAAUAAGUGGCUCACAAUCAACGAACCGGAACUCAUCAGAGAUAUCGCUGUCAAGGAUUUCCACACAUUUCCGAACAAAUAUGACAUGAAUUACGGCAAAACAUACAUCACUUCCUCGUUAUUCCUGAUGAAAGGCGACCACAAUUGGAGACGAGUCCGCUCUGUCGUCACCCCUGCCUUCACUACAGGAAAGUUGAUAUCAAUGAUGGCCAGCAUUGAAGGAAUCGCUGACCAGUUUGUGGUCACUUUAAAUACGUUUGCCAAAAACGGCGAAACAAUAGAUAUGUGCAAAUAUUUUAGCGCUUUCGCGAUGGAUGUGAUCAGUGCCUGCGCUUACGGUAUAAAUGUUGAGUCCAUUAAUAAUCCCAAUCAUCCCAUUGUUGUCAACGCUAAGAAAAUACUGUCCGUUAACUCAAACCUGAAUUAUGCCGUAUCAGCACUUUUGCCACCGAUUGCCCGACUCUUACGUCUGGAACCGUUUAACACAAACGCUAUUAAAUUUUUUGAUUCGUUGGUCAAAGAUAUAGUCAAUGAACGCAAGAUAUCGACAAAUGAGGGCAAAAAGAGAUUAGAUUUCAUACAAUUAAUGAUUGAUAGCGAGAGACAUGACAGAAACUUUGAUUCGAAUAACAAGAAUAAAAAAGUGAUACAAAACUCGGCUGAAAAUUCCAACAAAAAGACAAUAAAGUCUUUAAGCGAUACUGAGUUAACGGCUCAGGGAUUUACGUUUUUCAUCGCCGGUUACGACACGACCAGCGCUUCGCUCUCUCAUGUCGUCUAUUAUUUGUCUCAAAACAAAGACAAACAACAGAUUCUGAGGGAAGAACUCAACGCUUUGGACACAGAC
Molecule: messenger RNA, 1050 nt
Organism: Medioppia subpectinata
Lineage: Eukaryota; Metazoa; Arthropoda; Arachnida; Sarcoptiformes; Oppiidae
Source: the annotation of a GenBank genome assembly